Molecule: messenger RNA, 1234 nt
Organism: Scophthalmus maximus (turbot)
Lineage: Eukaryota; Metazoa; Chordata; Actinopteri; Pleuronectiformes; Scophthalmidae
Product: Protein YIPF5-like
Exons: 6
Coding region: 126-884 (252 amino acids)
Biological process (GO): endoplasmic reticulum to Golgi vesicle-mediated transport; vesicle fusion with Golgi apparatus
Cellular component (GO): membrane; trans-Golgi network
Source: RefSeq, a predicted model, not a curated record
AUUAAUAGAAUAUCCUCACAGACUGGGCUUCACAUGUUCUUUGCCCUGACACCAAACAACUCUGUUGACGUGGCUUGAAGGAAACCGUCUACACAGUGUGGCUGUGUCCUGUAGACUCAAGCAGCAUGGGGGACUUCCAGCAGUUUGAGCAGGACUUCUACCAGACAAGAUAUUACACAGACGACCAGGGCCAGGCUGUGGCCUAUUACGAUAUAUACGAUUCCACAAGCCCUGAUUAUAAUGACGAUGGAGAACAGGCUUUCAUGCCAGAAGCUCUGGAUCCUUCCACGGAACCGCAGUACACUGGACAGUUCUACCAACCUGCAAUGUCCCCUGGUGCUGUGGGAAGCACAGGAACAGAUUCUCCUGAAGAGGAGCCGCCCCUUCUCGAGGAACUUGGCAUCAGUUUCGAUCACAUCUGGCAGAAGACGCUGACAGUGUUGAACCCCUUCAAGCCUGCAGAUGGCAGCAUCAUGAACGAGACCGAUGUGACAGGGCCUAUCGUCUUCUGCUUCACACUGGGGGUCUCUUUAAUGAUGGCAGGUAAAGCCCACUUUGGUUAUAUAUAUGGGAUCAGUGCUACAGCCUGUAUUGGGAUGUACAUUCUGCUGGGUCUGAUGAGUACCGUGACAGUGUCUUAUGGCUGCGUGGCCAGUGUCCUGGGCUACUGCCUCCUGCCAAUCGUGGCCCUCUCUGCAUUUGCUGUCUUCUACUCUUUGCAAGGCAUAUUGGGUACCCUUCUGGCCUUGCUAGUGAUCUGUUGGUCUAGUUUCUCCGCCUCAAAGAUCUUCAUCUCUACCCACGCUAUGGAGGGCCAGCAGCUGCUGGUGGCCUACCCAUGUGCCCUGCUCUACGGAAUCUUUGUACUGCUCGCUGUAUUUUAACUGUCACCAGUUACACUCCAGAGGAGUAUGAUUAAUAGUAUUAUAUUACCAAAAAGGUUAAAGGGAGGCUGCUAUUUGUCCGUUUAGAAAAACAGCAGGGGGUAUAAAGCAAACAAUACAUUUGGUGGAUGACUGCAUGUUACAGAGCCUCAGCUCCAAACUUACCUCUGUGUUUUUAUGGAGCAGAAAAGUUUAUCCUUUAUCUUCAUGUUCUGUAUAGUUUGAUUUCCUCUUUUCUCUAUUUAGAUGUUUGUUUUAUUGAUUCAUGAUGCUACAUGUAUACAUGGUGGUGACUGUAUGUUAUGUAUUCUGUCUGCAAGGAUUGUGAUGAAUAAAGAAUAUCCAAAGUU